Molecule: messenger RNA, 1980 nt
Organism: Trichosporon asahii var. asahii CBS 2479
Lineage: Eukaryota; Fungi; Basidiomycota; Tremellomycetes; Trichosporonales; Trichosporonaceae
Exons: 1
Coding region: 1-1980 (659 amino acids)
Source: RefSeq, a predicted model, not a curated record
AUGCUGCGAACGAGGACGAAGCGGCCGUUCCGGCGCGGCUCUGUGCCAACUGUAGCGCCGCCAACAUCGGGCGCCGUCGCCGAGCGGGCGCUGACCCAAUCCCCCGCCGCGCCGCCAGCACCGCCCUCCCCUCCCUUAUCCCCAUCACCGAAACCCUCCCCCCGCUCCCCACUAAGUUGUUUAAACAUCUACGAGUCGCGGAUCCAGACCCUCGAGCGCCUCCUGAAAGUCACCGAGACGGACCUCCUGACGGCAGAAGAGGAGCGGGACUGUCUCCUCACCCAGCUGGCCGAGUCUCAGGCGCACGCAGCCGCGCUGCAGAGGGACGUCCUCUCCCUCCAGCUCCUUAGGAAUGAGCUGGUGCUGCAGCGGCUAGACGCACGAGACGCGGCUGACCGAGAGGUUCUCGAGGAAGAGCUGGGACGGCGGGAAAGAGUCCUGCGGAAGGUGAGGGAGGAGAACCGGCUCCUGAAUCGGGAGAAUGAGCGGUUAAGGGUCGAGCUGGGCGUCGAGGAUCGCGGCAAGAGGAGGGAGGUCAGGGGCCGCCUCCUUUCGAAGGCAUCGAGGGAGGCGCUGCGUAAGGCGUCGAGGGAGGCUCUCCGACAACUCGGCACCGUGACGCCGGCAUCAGCGACGACGGAAGCGCCAGAAUCGACAGAGGCAGGCAGCGAGAGCACGCCGCGAGAGGGGACAAGUCGGAACUCGCUCCAGCUCUGGGUCCAGGCGUAUGGCCCCUUGGUCGACCAUCCCGACUAUCGCGCCGCGGCUGGGAAGGAGUCGCGACCGGAAACACCGAGUACGCCAACGACGCCCAAGACGCCCUCGUCCCCGACGCCAACGCCGACGCUCCGCGCCACAACCCCGCGCCUGCCUACGCCGACACUGCGACCUGCGCGAUCGACAUUCGGCCGCGCCCCCGGCUCCUUCAGACUGAGGAGCGGGAGCGAGACACCGCCCCCCGUCCCGCCCGUCCCGCCGCUGGCGGCGCUGCUGAACGGCGCCGCGCCCAUCAUCACGCCGCCCGAGACGAGCGGCGACGAUCUCCCCUCCCAUCUGGACGACGAGGACGUCGUGAAUCUGAACAGUCCCGGGUCUGAGACCGCCAACCCCGUCGACGCCCCUGACGCCCCCGACGCCGCCGCGUCUCAGAGCGACUCUGGAUCCUCAGCGAGGAGCAACCAGUCCGUGCACCACCGGGACCUGGACGGUGUCCGCCGCCCGAGCGCCGAUCGCGUGUCGGUCCGCAGCGCAGUGUCGGACUUGAGCACGGCGUUCUUCUCCUCGACUUCUCAGCCGCCAUCGGAGGCGAACGACUCCGCACGGCCGAGUAUAGAGAGUGUGAGGAGUAUGGCGAGUGCGGGGAGUUCGGGCAGCGCGGGGAGUGGUAGUGGAAGUACAGGAAGUGGGAGUGGGGAGAGCGGGACUGCCGAGCUGGUUGUCCGACGGCCGGUGGAGCUCACCCUCGCCACGGCGGAGUUGAGUCUGCCGCGCACUGCUGUGAGGGAGGUCAGAAGGCAGGAGGAACAGCAGCUCGACUGGCCGGCUUGGACUGCACCCCGGGUCUUGCGUCCUCCGCCGCGACCGAGAAGGACUAGGGCGAGACGUGAGACCCUCACGCCCGUCACUGAGGCGAGUAGCCCCGAGACCGCGACGCCGAGCGUGAUGCCUGCGCAGCUUGUGCCGGAUGUCGAGCAGCCUGAGCUCGUCACUGGGAGCGGAAGCAGCGCGUCCACUGUGGAGAAGGAGAAGCGCGAGGAGGUUGAACCGGUGCAGAAGCUCGACUGGCCCGCUUGGUCGGCUACCUCUCUGACGAGCACGAACUCGGCGCACUGGGACAGCUCGAGCUCUCACUUUGCUGAUGUUGAGAGCGCGAACGAUCACGACACGGCGCCCGCCGAGGGCGAGACCGAGGUCGAUUUCAGUCUCAUCGAUCCUAGCCAUAUUGCCCUCAUUGAGGUUUCGUCGGAUGCCGGGCACUGA